Messenger RNA from Teleopsis dalmanni, 1351 nucleotides. RefSeq names its product glycerophosphocholine phosphodiesterase GPCPD1-like. The transcript is spliced from 4 exons. Gene Ontology annotation, molecular function: glycerophosphocholine phosphodiesterase activity. Bases 64 to 1299 code for a protein of 411 amino acids. NCBI's taxonomy places the organism in Eukaryota, Metazoa, Arthropoda, Insecta, Diptera, Diopsidae. Gene Ontology annotation, biological process: glycerophospholipid catabolic process. The record is from RefSeq and is a predicted model, not a curated record.
GGCCCUGAUGAUCUUGUGAUUUUUCACUUUACGAUAGAAGACUUUAGGUCAACAGCUUUUUAUAUGGAUGUCUAUUUAUUUGGUAUGCGCGCUGCUCGAGACGAACCACCUAUAUAUGUAGCCUAUCAACUUUUGUUGCCAGAUAUUUUUAAAUGUUCCGAAGGCAGAAUUGAAGUGCCAAUCACCUGCUCAUUUAAACAUCGCAUAGUAGGUUAUGUGACAAUCGAUUUUCUUAUUGUAUUACCCACACCUGAAAUAUAUUGUGACAUGAAACUUUCUUAUGAGCGGUACUGGAAUCCAGAGAAAACUGGUUUGUAUGUCGGUCAUAGAGGGCUUGGGCCCAACUUUGUAACAGCAAAUCAAUGUUUGGUGCGAGAAAAUACUAUUGUAUCUCUUAAAGCUGCUGUUGAAGAAGGAGCACAUAUGGUGGAAUUUGAUGUUCAACUUAGUAAGGACAUGGUGCCAAUAGUUCAUCAUGAUUUUCAAGCACAUUUUUGGGUAAAGGCACGCAAAUAUUUGAAAACUAUGGAAAUACCCAUACAAUCGUUGUUAGUAAGGCAGUUAAAAAGUCUUAAGGUUAACGAAGUCAAACAGGAGGAAAAAGAAAUAUCGGAGUGUUGCUUUAAAAGGGAUGUUGUUGAACACUUACCAUUUCCCACGCUGGAGGAAGUUUUUGAAGCCAUACCGUUGACAGUGGGAUUUAAUAUUGAAAUAAAAUGGGCACAAAGGCUAAUAAAUAAUAGAUUGGAAGGAAGAGGAAAACAAAAAUUUGAUCCAAAUAUGUAUGUUGAUAUAAUGUUGCAAUGCAUAUUUCGGCAUGCCAACGGACGUCGUAUUAUACUUUCUUGUUUUGAUGCAGAUAUAUGCACUUUGCUACGAUAUAAACAAAAUUAUUAUCCAGUUUUAUUUAUUAGUCAAGAGUGUCCAGAGGGCAGUAUACCAUUUAGAGAUCCAAGACCCAAUAGCUUGCAAACGGCGGUAUAUAAUGCAAAUGCUAUGGAGUUGUUAGGUAUUGUUGCACGUACUGAAACUAUUUUACAAGACACUUGUCAGGUGAACAUGGCUAUAAAUCGAGGUUUGGUCAUGUUUUGCUACACUACUUACAGUCCGACAAACGAUGUUUCUGUUCUUAAACGUUUAGGUCUACAUGCAAUAUUAUAUGAUAAAAUGGAAAUGUGCGAAAGAAUAAUAAAGGAUGGAGUGUUUCAAUUACAAGCCGAAGAGAGUACUGUAGAGGAAAUAAAUGAAGAAGUUAGAGUGAGCAUGAGACCACAGCAUCCUGCAUUUCUUUACCAGUAAAUGCUACACUUUCAUUAUUUGUGUAUUAAAUUGAAGACCUUUGCAUUAUUAA